Messenger RNA from Schistocerca americana (American grasshopper), 6722 nucleotides. It is a transcript of the gene CenG1A, whose product is annotated as centaurin-gamma-1A. Gene Ontology annotation, molecular function: GTPase activator activity; GTPase activity; GTP binding. Gene Ontology annotation, cellular component: nucleus. NCBI's taxonomy places the organism in Eukaryota, Metazoa, Arthropoda, Insecta, Orthoptera, Acrididae. The transcript has 18 exons. The coding region runs from base 242 to 2620 and encodes 792 amino acids. The record is from RefSeq and is a predicted model, not a curated record.
GGCGAAACCGACGACGCCCGCCGAGGCCUUCCUGCGGAGCAUCCGGAGGCGGUCGCUGCGCGUGCGGCGAUCCAAGUCGCUGGUCAUCGACCACGCCAGCGAGAAGCGCAAGUCCGACUCGUUCGUGAACAGCCAGGAGUGGACGCUGAGCCGCGCGGUGCCCGACCUGCGGCUGGGCAUCGUGGGCAGCCUGGCGUCGGGCAAGUCGGCGCUGGUGCACCGCUACCUGACCGGCUCCUACAUGCAGGAGGAGUCGCCCGAGGGCGGCCGCUUCAAGAAGGAGGUGCUCUGCGACGGCGGCUCCUACCUGCUGCUCAUCCGCGACGAGGGCGGACCGCCAGAGAUGCAGUUCAGCGCGUGGGUGGACGCCGUCAUCUUCGUGUUCAGCCUGGAGAACGAGGCCAGCUUCAACGCCAUCUACACCUACUACACCAAGAUGGCGCACUUCCGCAACUCGGCCGACAUCCCGCUCAUCCUGGUCGGCACCCAAGACGCCAUCAGCGAGAGCAACCCGCGCGUCAUUGACGACGCGCGCGCGCGGAAGCUGGCGGCCGACCUGAAGCGCUGCUCCUACUACGAGACGUGCGCCACCUACGGCCUCAACGUCGAGCGCGUCUUCCAGGACGCGUGCCAGAAGAUCGUGGCGCAGCGCCUGGCGGCGGCGGUGCCCGCCCCCGCGCCCGCGCCGCCCCCGGCCGCCCCCGGAGGCGGCUCGCGGCCCCCGACGCCCAGCGGCGCGCCGCACUUCGCCGUCCCGCAGGCUCCGGCGCCCACGGUGCAGAGGCCGUCUUCGCAGCACCAGCUGCAGCAGCAGCAGCAGGCGGCGUCGCCCACCAACAACGGCAGCAGCUGCACGCUGCUGGGGGGCAGCCAGCCCAGCCUGGUGGCCGCCUCCGCCUCCGCCGCCGCCGCCUCCGCCUCCCCCAACCACGCCAGCACCCUCACCCACAAGGAGGCGGCGAGCGUGGCGGGCACGCUGCGGCAGGUGCACACCCUGUCGUCGGCCGGCAAGCACCGCCAGCCGGCCCAGCAGGACUCGAACCGGCAGCUGGAGGCCGCGCCGCACGACAACAACAACGUGAAGGCGCUGGACAACCUGCAGCCGCCCGCGCAGGGCCGCGACAAGGACCUGCCCACGCCCUCCUCCACCCCCACCACCUCCAGGAAAAGCCGCAGGCGGUCGAACCUGUUCACUCCCUCCAAGAAGGGCGAGGACAAGCUGAAGAACGGCACGGAGCUGGGCAGUGGACGCGCCAUCCCACUCAAGCAGGGCUACCUGUACAAGCGCUCCAGCAAGGCGCUCAACAAGGAGUGGAAGAAGAAGUACGUGACACUCUGCGACGACGGCCGCCUCACCUACCACCCCAGCCUGCACGACUACAUGGAUGACGUGCAUGGCAAGGAGAUCUCGCUGCAGUACGUGACGGUGAAGGUCCCCGGGCAGAAGCCGCGCGGCUCCAAGUCCAUCGUCUCGGCCGGCGCUGGCGCCAACAACGGCAUCAACGAGAGCCUCAGCUCGCUCACCAUCACCAGUUUCCAAGGCAAGGAGAGGCGGACUGCGGACAAAGUGCUGCUCACUGCCUUCGAGCUACGCAGUGACCCUAGCAGCCGGCUCAUCCAAUCGUCCACCAAUGAAGACGCUGUGAUUCUGUCGAAUAAUGCCAUUUCCCAGUCACUCUUAAAUGGCACCGACAUGAAAAUAGAAACACCAAAUGUAAAGAAGAGGCACCGAAGAAUGAAAAGCAGUGGGAUGAAGAACACGGAAUGUGACGACUCUGACGGCUAUGAAUUCUUCAUUGUCUCCCUGGACAACAAACAGUGGCAUUUUGAAGCCAGCAACUCAGAGGAAAGGGAUGAGUGGGUUAUGGCCAUUGAACAGCAAAUCCUCAACUCACUGCAAGCCAACGAGAGCCUCAAGACGAAAUUCUACGGUGCUGACGCAGCAUCGCUGGAGGCGAUCAGGACGAGGGUUCCCGGCAACUCGCACUGCGUGGACUGCGAUUACCCCAACCCAGACUGGGCCAGUGUCAACCUGGGGGUUCUGAUGUGCAUCGAGUGCUCCGGCGUGCAUCGCAACUUGGGUUCCCACAUCUCGAGAGUGCGGUCGCUGCAUCUUGACGAGUGGACGCCGGGCCAGCUGAGCGUGAUGCUGGCGAUGGGGAACGCGACGGCCAACAGCCUGUGGGAGGCGUCACUGCACCCGGGCCGUGCCAAGCCGACGCCCAACUCGAGCCGCGAGGAGAAGGAGCGCUGGAUCCGCUCCAAGUACGAGCACAAGGAGUUCCUGGCGGCAGCGCCGGCGGGCGCGCCGCUGGCGCAACAGCUGGUGGAUGCCGUCUGCAGGAGCGACAUAAAGACGCUGGCGCUGCUGCUGGCGCACGCGACGCCGGACCAGGUGAACGCGACAGUGAGCGCGCGGGACCUACGCACGCCGCUGCACCUCGCCUGUGCCACCAGAAACCUCGCCGUCGCGCAGCUCCUCGUCUGGAACAACGCAAACGUCCGUGCCGUCGACCACGAGGGCAGGACGUGCCUCGCGUACGCCGCGGGCAGCGAAGAUAUCGAGCUGGUAGAACUGCUGGCGAGCUGCGCAUGGCAGGCCCCAGGUGGCGGCACGUAGCGGAGGGUGCCGCCCGACGUGACGGGCUGAAGCCGGCAGACCGGAGGUGGUGGGACGGGGCUCGAGGUGGUCCCUGCCACGCUCUGACUGUGAAUCUCAGCUGGUCGGCGCCACAGCCACCUUCUCUCUCUCUCCUCUCUCUCUCUCUCUCUCUCUCUCUCUCUCUCUCUCUCUCUCUCUCUCUCUCUCUCUCUUCCUAUGAGUUGUCAAUACUCAUGUGAGAAUUUUGUAUAUCAUUUCACUACCUUCUGUACUGGCCAGAAUUGCCUUUUUUGGUCUCUUCUGCUAUGACCUGAAGCUUCACCUUUUGUAUGAUAUUUAAUCAUUUCCUACACACACCUAAGGUUCUUCCUCCUUUGCACUACGUAUCCGUUACGAGAGCGUGUUUCUCGACUGCACUUUCUCACUUUCUGGGAACUAAUCUGGGCAUUUACUUGAAACUGAGUGUUUUAAGUAUACAGAAAAACUGUGUAUUUACUGGAGAAUUAAACUUUGUCUCGAUCACUUAUUAUUAGUGAUAAACCACGUACGAAACGACAUCUUCCCGAAAGGGAUUUCUAUAACAACAGUGGAAAUUCCUGUGUGGAAUAAUACAUAAAAUACAGGAAAGGUGACUCCUCUCCCAUAGCUGAGUGAUGUGUCGUGCACAGAAACACACAACAAGAAACUGUAUUUACAAUAGCGUUUGAGCUCUCGCUCUUUCUCUAGUAAACGUACACUCACUCACACACGCAACCACCCAGACACUCAAAUGCACACAAAGUUACGGCCGUAGAAGUGUCUAUUCUCAGGUGACCUGUAUGAGAAUGUAGGUGAUACUAAAAGCUAACAAACAUUAGACACUGAAAUGUCAGACCAGACAGCCUCCGCCUUACCCUAAGAGUGACACUCUUUGUCCCCUAGUGGCUCCGUCAGACGUGUUGCCUGUGCCAGAGGCAUACUUGUUUACUUUUAAUGUUGUGACGAUACUAGUACACUCGGUCUGAGGACGGGAACUCAUUUAUCGAAAGUGCACCAUUUAAAUGCGAUUCGUUGGUAAUUUGCGUGAUUUACCCAGAGUUUAAUGUCCGGUGUUGGCGACGACCGUGACCUUGUCUGCAGCUGUAAUGGAAAAAAUCUGCACUGUGCAUUUAUUGUCUGUCAACAUCCACACAGAAUCCGUACCACAAGCGCGAGUGAUUUGCUGAACCGUCUGCGUAUUGACAAUCUGUUUUAUAGUGUAAAGUUCUUAGUUCUGCACCUUUGAGACUGAUAGUGAAUUUUUUGUACCAACUGAAUUUCCAUUGUAUUUUGUAUGCCAAUUUGUCUUUUCACAGUUUACAGAUUUUUCAGUGCCACAAUUAUUCUGCCAAAAGUAUUCAUCCAGUCACCUGCAGAGAAAAAGAAAACUGUACGUGUAUUAUUAAACUCUCUUGCCCCAAACAUCUUUAAUUCUUGUAUAAAUGGCUAGAACAUUAGCUGUGUAUUCUAAACAAACUCAUACUGAAACACAUUAUCAAUAAAAAGAACAGUGCAACGGUAGAGAUGUGCUCGGAGUUUGCCAGACGGCACACAGUUGGGGGUCCUCGCAAUAUCCCUCAGCUGGUGUAGCCUCCCUGUUCUCUGUCAUUACACUUACUUAGUAGUUGUUGAAGACAAAUGAAAACUGUGGCCACAUAAGAUGCCCUCUCCUAAGAGUUGUUAGCUCUGGCAUUUUGGUACAUAUCUGUAGCUUUGUCUCUGCAGACGUGUAGAUUGAGUCGGCCCAAACAAAUGCCGCUCAUCUCAAGUUUUCUUCAAAGCUCGGUGUCAACGAGAAGUGUCAGUUUGUUUUUUUUAGAGUGACAUUUUAUGUUCGCAUUCAGUAUUGCCCCCCAGUGCAGUAUCCUACUGAAUGAUGCAAAUUAUAACAGGGACAGCAAAACACAGAAAAUAACCAGAAGUCCAGGAGUCAGGAAAGGGAGACUCAGCCAACAAAUAUCUACCGAUGUGUCAGUAUUGGCCGUUAUCAGCUGCUCGAGAGCAGACCUAGUGGACGCAUACCUGUACUGCUACAACAUUUGAGAUGUUUUGACUGAGGCGUGGUGUUUCAUUUUCUGCAUCUUUAAUGCAAUAACGUGGAUUAUAUUUUACUAUGGUUUGGCCCCCAGUUUUACUCCUUGUACCCAUAACUGUUUCUCACGCGACUCUCUCCUUCCCUCCCUCUGUGGGGUGUCAUCUUGCCUCUCGCACAAUACACCGACACAGGAGCAGUGAUAUUCAUUCCUUGAUGCACUACCGGCUAUUCUUCCUGUUUUGUUUUCCCUGUUAACACAUACUUACACCAAAUAUCAUUGUAGACUAAUUUGAGACUGCUCUAUCUAUGGGCAUGUAAAAUUCCACUUUCAGAAGACAGUUGACUAUAAUGAGGAAUAAAUUGACAUUUUUUGUUGACAUUGGACAUCACAUAAAACAUGUGAUGAGCAGUAAAAACAAAGUAAAAACAAAAUGACAAUAUCUGUCCAGGCACCAGAGUAACUGCACGAUCAUUAGGAGAAACACACACUGCAACAGACAAAUAAAAUUCAGAUCCUCAUACAGAAAUGUCGUCGACAUUUGGCAGUUUCCUGCCAUCUCUAAAGACGUUAGUGCAGUAUCACCAAAGCUGACUGACUCAUACGGUACACGGUGUGCCGACAUUCCGUUGACUAGUUUCAUAAAUCACAGUCGUAAGACUCUCGUGUUCUAAGAAGGCUUCAGCAUAAUAAGCUGGAAUUUCGCUGUAAAUACUUCCUCUACCUGUAGUGGCAGGCACGUGCUGUCGUCGAGUGCCUUCACGUACUGUUUCACGCUUUUUGUGCCUCUUUUAGUUUUGGAGUGCCACUGCUCUAAAUAGUGCCUUCUAGCCCAAAUGCUAAAGGCAGUAUAUUUGUCUGUAGAUUUGUGGAGUACCACUCACCACCUGAUCAUUUUCUACUGAGCUUAAACGCUAUGUAAACCUUUGAUUUAUUUUACAGCACUUUAUUCUUUUAUUGUGGUGUUGUUUCCUCAGUUUCUGAUUCUGCAUAACAGUGCCCUGUUUCUGACUGUUUACUCUGUGUACUACAAUAUUCUCACUUUAGUUAUUUCAGUGUGCUUUUAUUGUUCAGAGUUACUUCGUGUGUGCUAAUUUAUUCACCAUUAGUUUCCACAUUUGUUAAUAUAUAAAGUUAUGUAUAUUUUGUAUAUAUAUUGUUUCAGGAAUAUAUUUCUUCCACUUGUUGAAACAGUGUAAAUCAGUCCCUUUACAUCGUAGUGGAAAAAGAGCAAUAUAUUUAUAAAUACCUGCUGCUUUGAAGAUAAUCACUGUAUAUAAUAUAUGUAAAUACCAAUAUUUAUAAGAAAUGUAGACCAUACUUCAAGCAGUGUGUGUUUUGGGAAAUCCUUUCUUUUUUCUGUAUGUGGUUGUCUCUGAAUAUACAGGAUCUAAAUAAAGAUGUACCAUUCGAAUACUUUACAAGAUAAAAGUGUGUUUAUUUGUAUGCUGUCAGACCAUUUAGAGUUUCCUUCCUAUUGCUCUUACAAAAAGACAGUUUGAUGUAAUGUGAAAUUUAUCAGUAAUUCAGUUCUGACAACCACCCUUUUUUCUGUUCUCACCUUCUUUGCAGUUUGCAAAUGAAGGAGGAGCUAUUUGUUUCAUUGGAUGUUUCAAAAGAAGUAUGUGGAGUGUAGAAAACAUUAAAACAAAAAAUAAUAAACAUGUGUUAAUGAUGAUGCACAAGUUAUGGAUAGCUGAAUUGUUGCACCAAUGAUAGAGGUAGUUUACAUUAAUGUUACUGUGCCUGUUAUUUAUAAUAAUUAGCCAGUGUUGUUGCUUCUCUUCUGUACACUGUUUAUCAUCUAUGUGAAACAAUUAAUUUUGUAUUGUUGAUAUAUGAUAUACAUAAAAUUUUCCUUCAUUAAGAUUCAUUUAUGCAAUGCUACUUUUUUCCAAGUUGCUUUCAGAAGUGAAUUUUUGUAUGCUUCUUACAAAAGUUAUUUUUUGCUGAUGAAAAAUUUGACAGUGAUUCCUAACUUGUGUAAAAUUUGGCCAAAGAUUCUUGUAAAUAAUACCAGUCAUUUUUAUUAUGCCUGACGCUGUUACAAUAAAAUGAAUGACAUAAGC